AUGUCGCUUUUUGCAGUGUUAAGUGUUAGCUGCAACAUGUCGCCGCCUAUUUCUCGAGCAUUUAGUCUAAGGAAAUCCAUCCCUUCUUUGUUCUUGGUAGGGUGCUCGGCAUCGUACAUCUUCGCCAUGGACAGGAAGACGUAUGAGCUCGUCGGGCCUGACUAUCCGGGUAACCGAGUGGAAGACGUCAAAGAUCCCUCGCUUGGUUGGAUGAUCGGUUUUCUGUUCCUCGUUGCUCUCCUCGGGCCAUUUGCCAUUGUCAUGCUACGAAAGGUAUUGGUGGUUGAUUACAAGCUUGCAUUUCCUGGUGGGACAGCUACAGCUCUGAUGAUUAAUACUCCCUCCGUUCCUAAAUACUUUAGCUUGCAUGGAGAAAAAGAAGCUGACGUUACAGGAAAGAAAGUCAGUUGCCUUGUAAAGUACAUGGGCCUUAGUUUUGGCUGGAGCUUCUUUAAGUGGUUCUUUAGUGGUGUUGGUGACUCCUGUGGUUUUGACAAUUUCCCAACAUUUGGAGUUGCAGCUUUUAAGAACACGUUUUAUUUCAACUUCAAUCCCAGUUAUGUUGGGUAUGGUCUUAUUUCUCCCCAUAUUGUUAACUGUUCAGUUUUUCUUGGAUCAGUCAUAUCAUGGGGUUUCCUUUGGCCAUUUAUCACAAAGCGAGCUGGUGACUGGUACCCAGAUAACCUUAGUAGCAGUGACUUCAGAGGCCUAUAUGGUUACAAGGUUUUUGUAGCCGUUUCCAUCAUACUUGGAGAUGGCCUCUACAACUUAGUAAAAAUCUUUGUUGUUAUUGCAAGAGGAAUUUGUAAUGUGCAAUUGACAAAAGGUGAUCAGCCUGUUCAAGCUCUUCAAGAUAACAAGAACUCUAGACAGUUAAUGGAUGACGAGCUUCAAAUUGAGAUAUUCUUCAAAGAUAGGAUACCAACAUGGUUUGCUGUUUGUGGUUACAUUGUACUUGCAGCAAUAUCCACCGUAGCUGUGCCCACCAUAUUUCCCCAGCUGAAGUGGUAUCUUGUGCUUGUCUGCUACUUACUUGCUCCGGCCAUUGCCUUCUGCAACUCCUACGGGAUGGGCCUCACAAACUUGAACCUUGCACCCACCUAUGGCAAGAUUGCCCUCUUUAUAUUUGCCUCGCUCGUCGGCAGCAGCGAUGGUGGCGUCAUUGCCGGCCUUGCAGCAUGUGGCAUAAUCAUGUCCAUUGCCUGCUCUGCGGCAGAUCUGAUGCAGGACUUCAAGUGCGGCUACCUCACCCUCUCUUCACCGCGUUCAAUGUUCAUCUCCCAGCUAACUGGCGUCGUGCUCGGAUGCGUCAUUGCUCCGCUCACACUGUGGCUCUUCUGGGCGGCCUUCGAUAUCGGCGACCCUGAUGGUGAGUACAAGGCCCCAUUCGCCAUCAUCUUCAGGGAGAUGGCCAUUCUCGGGGUCGAAGGUGUUGCCGCUCUGCCCCAGCACUGCCUCGAGAUCUGUUGCGCAUUCUUCUUGGCCGCGAUGGCCGUCAAUCUCCUGAGGGAUGUGACGCCCGCCAGUGCGUCGAGGUUCAUCCCCAUACCGAUGGCGAUGGCUGUGCCGUUCUAUAUUGGCGCUUUCUUCGGCGUGGACAUGUUGAUUGGGACGGUAAUCUUGUUCGUGUGGCAGAAGUUGAACGGGAGGGGUGCUGAUGAUUAUGCGGCGGCAGUGGCGUCCGGGCUGAUCUGCGGGGAUGGUAUAUGGAGCAUUCCAUCUGCUGUUCUGUCCAUCCUGAGAAUUGAUCCGCCGGUCUGCAUGGCCUUCAGGCCGUCCUCUGCCUUUUCCAGGUGAGAAGAUGGAUCCAAUGCUCACUCUAGGACAUGGAUUUGUGCCACUGAGUGAUGAAUCUCUGUAAUUUCAUACGUACAGAUGUGCAUCACUUUACUCAUGUACAAAGAAAAACGAACCACAACACUUUGGAGCCAUAUUGCUCCUAACCAACUGUACCAAACAUCGCGUUACACA
Triticum dicoccoides is the source of this 1971-nucleotide messenger RNA. Its product is annotated as probable metal-nicotianamine transporter YSL5. The coding region runs from base 1 to 1797 and encodes 598 amino acids. Gene Ontology annotation, molecular function: oligopeptide transmembrane transporter activity. The record is from RefSeq and is a predicted model, not a curated record. The transcript has 7 exons. Gene Ontology annotation, cellular component: vacuolar membrane. NCBI's taxonomy places the organism in Eukaryota, Viridiplantae, Streptophyta, Magnoliopsida, Poales, Poaceae.